AUACUAGUCAAUCCCAGAUAAUGAAUCUGCUCAUGAGAGGGAAGCGGUUCCAAAUUUCAAACAAAAACAAGGUCUGUAGAUAGACUACAGAGGAUUACGACGGCAGGAAUAACGGAAUGAUUAUAUUUUUAAAUAAGAAAAUUACAUUUAAUAGCUGCAGCUUGUAACCACACUGUGCAAAGCUCUGGAUCGCGCAAAGUUACCAAUUCGAUUGCGUCCAUGUUCCAAAUUUCUACGCAUGAUUUAAUUUUGACGCGAAAACCUGAAGCAACCCAAAGUUGGAGCUCUUAACCUCACAAGUGCAAUCCUCUGGGAGGCUAUAUCUCGUUGUUCUUACUUGCAACAGUAAACUGACAUUAUACAUUUAUAUAUAUUUUUUAAAUAUAUCUUAUUCAUCCGCUGAGAAGCUAUGCCGAGGUCGAAUAGGCAAAAAGAAUACAAGCCUGGGGAUCUCGUGUUUGCGAAAAUGAAGGGUUAUCCACAUUGGCCCGCGAGGAUUAAUGAGUUACCCGAAGGAGCAGUCAAGUCCCCCUCCAACAAGUACCAAGUGUUCUUCUUUGGGACACAUGAGACUGCAUUCCUGGGUCCCAAGGACUUGUUCCCCUAUGAGGAGGGCAAGGAGAAGUUUGGCAAGCCCACCAAGAGGAAAGGCUUCAGUGAGGGUCUAUGGGAAAUUGAGAACAAUCCUACGGUGAUACACGAACCCGCAGGUUAUGAGCUGGCAAAGGAGACCCCAGCAGAGGGGGCAGUGGAGGCAGGUGUGCCGCGAAAGGGGAAUGCAGAAGGAAGCAGUGAUGAGGACGAAGGGACCCUCAUCAUCGAUGAGAAGACCGACAGGGGAGGGGCCAAGAGGAAAGCUGGGGAUUCCGUCGAGAGCUCUCCUAAACGACCUAAGGACACAGAGAGCAAAGGUGACUCGAAGGUGGAUAGCAAGAAGUCUGACACCGAGCUGAAGCUCAAUGACAAGGCAGGGCCUAAGCCCACAGCGCUGUCUUCUGCAGGUGAACCAAAGCCAGAGAGCCAAGCAAAACCACCGACCGAGGCCCAAUUAACAUCAGAGAAGCCUGUGACUGACAGUGCUUAACAGCAACCCUCCGAGGAUGACCAAGGACCCGUGGUUCUUUUCCAUGGAAUUUUGGGCAUCAACAUAAUUAGCUAAUCUUUGAAUGCUAGGUUUCUGCUGUUAUUAAGUAACUGGAAAGUAUUAAGACCUAUAUAGAAAUUGUACAGGCAAAACAAACUUACUUGCCAGUUGGGGUUAUUGAAUAUCCCAGGAUUUAAAUUGUUGUCAAACCAAUAGUGAGGAGAAAUGCAAUGCUCAAGAGGAAAUGGGUUUCGGAUGUAUACAUUUUUUUUAAAAGUGCAAUUAUGAAGUCUAGCUGCUAGGUGUCAAAAUGCAUUACAGUUUAGAGAGUACACACGCCCACCGGUUUCUUAACAAUCUGAACAUAAGCAAACAAAAACACAAUUUUGGGGAAAAUCUUUUGAACAUGACAUUCAUAAUGCUUUUCCAUUUGACAUGAGAAUCCUGCUUAUCCUGUUUUAAAUACGUUUUUAGUUUUGUGGUUCGUUGGUUUGAGAAUAUUAGAUAGCUUUUUAUCUAUGACGGUGUGCUUUAUAAAAAAGAACACAUCUUUAUGUUCUUGGCUUUAAGGUGUGUACAGUGCAUUCGGAAAGUAUUCAGACCCCUCCACAUUUUGUUACAUUACAGCCUUAUUCUAAAAUGGAUUAAAUAGUUUUUUUCCCUCUUCAAUCUACACACAAUACCUCAUAAUGACAAAGAAAAAAACAGGUUGUUUUGAAAUUUUUGCAAAUGUAUUAACAAAUAAAUACAGAUCACAUUUA
Molecule: messenger RNA, 1845 nt
Organism: Oncorhynchus kisutch (coho salmon)
Lineage: Eukaryota; Metazoa; Chordata; Actinopteri; Salmoniformes; Salmonidae
Product: hepatoma-derived growth factor
Exons: 6
Coding region: 410-1084 (224 amino acids)
Source: RefSeq, a predicted model, not a curated record